Messenger RNA from Haliotis rufescens (red abalone), 2112 nucleotides. RefSeq lists its product as uncharacterized. NCBI's taxonomy places the organism in Eukaryota, Metazoa, Mollusca, Gastropoda, Lepetellida, Haliotidae. Bases 8 to 832 code for a protein of 274 amino acids. The record is from RefSeq and is a predicted model, not a curated record. The transcript is spliced from 2 exons.
UGUUCAGAUGAUAUCUCUCUUGCAGGAAGACCACGCAGUAUGCUUCUCAUUGAUAAAACUUUUCAUGUUUUUUGUACGACUAAGACUUGGCACACCCGAGCAAGACCUGGCAGUUAGGUUCAAUUGUCAUAUUUCAACUAUCAGCAGGAAAGUUAUCACCUGGGCCAAUUUCUUGUACUUUGUUUUAGGAUCAAUACCGAUCUGGCCUUCUAGAGUGCAGGUGGAUCGCCACAUGCCCCAGGAUUUCCGGUUGACAUACCCAUCCACAAGAGUUAUUUUGGACUGCACAGAAAUCAGGCUUCAAAUUCCAUCCGCCUUAGUGGUAAAUUCCAUGUUCUACUCCCACUACAAAAGCAACUGCACUCUAAAAGGUUUGAUUGGUAUUGCCCCACAUGGAGCUGUAACAUUUGUUUCAUGUCUCUUCACAGGUGUGAUGUCUGAUGUAGAAAUUACUAAACUUUCAGGGAUCCUAGAUCUUGUAGAACCAGGAGACAGUGUCAUGGCUGAUAAGGGCUUUACUAUUGCAAGUAUUCUCAGUGAGAAGGGUGUUGGUUUAAAUAUUCCUCCCUUCCUGCAUAACUGUGGUCAGUUUACAGCUGAAGAAGUUGCAGAGACCCAGAAAAUGGCAAACACCGGUACACUAAUCCGCCAGGUGGCGCGUCGGAAUUUCCGUCCCGGAAGUGUUGCUAAUGUAACCAAUGUAAACAUGUCGCACUACAGCGGUUUGACAGUUGAGAAGCUGAAGACAGAGUUGCAAUGCCGUGGAGCAACUACACGCGGGAAGAAGAUCGAUUUGAUUGAAAGAUUACAGAUGACCAGGCUGCAGACUUAGAGUCAAAGACAAGAAAGCAGGCCAAGUGUAGCUUGUGGCAUGAAGAGAGGAGAUGGAGGUUGACAGCAUCUCAGUUUGGGACAAUUUGCAAAUGUACUACAAGGAGAAACAAAACUAAAUUAUGUGAACAAAUUGUCUCUGGAAGAAAACUAGUUUGUAACUCUGUGAGGCAUGGGUUACAGCAGGAACCCAAAGCUAUUGCCAAACUUGAGAUAGCCUGUAAUGUUCAUGUUCACAGUUGUGGAAUGUUUGUUGACUUGUGAGAGAAAUGGCCUCAUGCAACUGAAAGAAAACUGUCAUUACUACUUUCAGGUGCAGGGUCAGAUGUAUCUAUCAAAGCGAAAAUACUGCUUAUUUGCUGUUUGUACGUUCAAAGACUUCUUUGUUCAGAAAAUAUCACUCGAUGAGGAAUACUGUACAGGAAGUUUGAUUCCCAGACUCUCCUUAUUCUUUGAGUCUUAAAUUUCCUCAAGCCUUACAUUGCUACUCACUACAUUUGUUAAGAUUCACGAACAGACAUCCUUUUGUGGAUUAAUACAUCCAUGUGAAGACUGUGUAUCUAAAAAGUACUAAGAGUCUUAUCAAACUUACUUUUGCCUCGCUUUUCAAAAAUUAUUUGAAAUCAGUGACUUUUCACAGUUAAGGAAUAAAAGUUUGUUCUUUUCAACUAUUGAAAUCUGGUGAUGAGAAUGAUACAAAUGAGUACCGGUAGGUAUAUCCCUGAUUGACACCAUGUGAUUGACACCAUGUGUAAAGUACUUACUUCUAUUCUUAGCUGUAGGCCUAAUGGAAAAACUGUAGGCCCAAACAUGUUUUCUGAAGCAGUGAGAUAUACUCUUGCAAUAUAAAAUUACAAAAUACAACCAGUCAUCCAGAAGCUAUUACUGCUAUCACACCGAGUUCCCAGAGACUCAGUGGUAAUAGAUGGUGAUACAUUUAUCAAGGAAAUUAUCAGCUUGUAAAACAUCUUUGAACAAAUCUGUCAUGUAUGGGUAUACUGACCGAUGUAUAUUUCGAACACUGACCUUGGGAAUGUGGUGGAGCUCCUUUGCAAUGAAAUUACAUGACUGAAUGUCUGUCUGACAACCGUGUGAUGGUGUUGUACUAUUGCAUUCAUUGUUAAAGUGGUAAGAGAGAGAGAUCCUAAGCACAGAUCAACAAACAAAUGUGAGACAUUCAAUGGUAUUUUUUCAUUAUGUAAUAUCAUGGGUAGAGUGUUAUGUACAUAUAUUCAUCAUUUCAAUUGUUAAAACACAAUAAAGUUGUUAUAUUUGAACAUU